Molecule: messenger RNA, 1329 nt
Organism: Effrenium voratum
Lineage: Eukaryota; Dinophyceae; Suessiales; Symbiodiniaceae
Source: the annotation of a GenBank genome assembly
AGGCUCGUAGGUUCAAGGCUUUUUUUGGGGGGCAUGGCGGCAAGCAGCACGACCGUGGUGAAGAAGUCGAGCGGCCGCUUCGUGGCGACGGUCGCCACGGAGCUGGAGAAGGUCAAAGGGUUCAUCGAUGGGGCUGAGGGGACCGCCGACAACCACCUGACCAAUGCCGAUGAGCUGUGCGACGUGCCAGUGCGCGCACGGGACUGCAUCAGCCUUCUGGGGCUCGCGUGUGCGCCAGGGAUCGCAGUGCUGCAGCUAGGGCUGCUGUACUUGAUCCUUGCUGCCGCGGAGUCUUACGGCUUGCUGGCGGUGUUCGUCUUCCUGUCACUGCUGAGUCUCCUCUACUCGUGCUUGGUGGGCUUGGCCCAGCACAAGCUCGCCGCCGACCAGGCCGCGGCACAAGCUGCGCAGGCCGAGGCUGGGCAGGCAGAAAGGCCAUCGCUCUACUCGCGGCUGCUGGGGCAUGCUCAGAGGUUGAAGGACCAGGCAGACAAGCUGCACAGCAGCGAGGCACGCGCGGAGUUCUGCAAGAUGCCCUGGAUGGCCGCGCUGGGUUUGCUGGCGCUGGAGUUUGCCCUGGCGGCAGGCCAAGGCCAUUUCCUGCGCUUCCUGCAGGCCGCUGUCUGCUUCCUCCCGGCUGCAGCGGCCAGCGGCCUGCUGCCCUCCAAAGCUGCGGGCCGCGCGCCACCGCUGUCACUGGCCGACGCCUCUCCGGCGGAACGUGUGGCGGCGGCCUUGGCGCGGGGCGCGGUGGUGCAGUUGGCGCUGGGGCAGGCGGCGGCGCUGCUGGAGCCACUGGUGGAGGAGUAUGCCCCUUCCGCCGAAGAGCUGAAGGAGUUGGGGGGCAGCAGCUUCCAGCAGGUGCGCGGCUACGUCACCGAGGUGCAGGCAGUUCGCGCGGCGGUGGAGAAGAAGGGUCAGGCGUUGCUGAAGGGCCUCGGCACGGCGGAGAAGGUCUUGCGCAGCGACCCCGAAGAGCUGCAGAACGCGGUGCAGGAAGCCGCGGUCGAAAAGCUGAAGGAAGUCAGCAGGGAGAAGGUGCAGGACGUGGCCCAGAAGGUGAAAGAGCACCUCAGCCCCCAGCUGGACCAGGAGCAGGUGAAGGCGGCGGUGGAGGUUGCGACGGACGCCUUGAAGCCCGACGAACUGGCCGAUCUGCUGAACCAGGGGGCGCGCGCAGGGGGCUUGGCCCUCGGCCUCGCAGGGAAGCUCUUCGGAAAGUGAGCCGCCGACCCAUCUUCCCCAAAGCCGGGCUCGCAGUGCGAACUCGUAGGGUGUGGCAGCUGCCGUGUAGCUUGCUGUUCGGCCGCCCGUCGGUAUUCGGAGAUC